AUGUCAGACGAUCAACGAGUGCAAGAGUUUUUCGAGACUCGCGAGACAAUGCGGAAAAUCGCACUCUACAUGGGUCUUUGGCCAUUCGAAAAUCCGGGUUUCUUCUAUCGCCUGAUACCUUGUUGUCUCGUGAGCCUUUAUAUUUAUGCAAUACUCAUAAUAUCUAAUUCAAUUGCUCAUCACGUCAACGACGCCAGGCUGGUAACAGUGUGCUCUGGUGUUAUUACGAUUAAUGUUCUGUGUAUCCUAAAGAUAUUGCGGAUCGCCAGAUACAGAAAAGAAAUGCUGUGGUUCAACAAAACAGUCACCGAUCUGUGCAAUCAAUUUCUUAGUGAUGGAGAACUGAAAAAAUUUGUGCUAGAUGAUGUGAGAAUAUUCCGAUGUUUUUUCCGUGUCCAUGCAAGUUUGUGUGCCUUCAGUGGAACAAUACCAAUAAUUACUUCACUGGUAUCAGUUGUCUAUCAAAUGAAGCACGAUAUUCAUCCCAUCAAGUAUAGUUUAAUACUCCCAGGAACAUAUCCGUGGAAUGUAUCCACCAAUCAAUUUGUUCACGGACUUCAUUUUGGUUUCGAAGCCUAUAGCCUAAUGUGGAACUUCUACGUGGGAGCUCUGGUUGAUGUUCUGUUUUCAUUCACCAUCCUUCAAAUGACUAUUCCACUGCGUGGAAUGUCUCAUGCCAUCACGAAUCUGCGCUACGAGCGUGAUUAUGGAAACAUAUUACAUAAAUGUCUCAUCCAAUACAGGACCCUCAUCAAAUGUCGCUGUAUCGUUCAGAAAACUUAUGGACCUAUCAUCGUUUUCAUAGCUGUCACGGGUCCAGUUGCACUCUGUUCACUUGCCUGGCAAGUGACACAGAUGGACUCGAUGACUAAUAUGCAAAAAUUGAGGUUUGCAGCUCACGGAAUCGCCAAAACACUUCAAGUUUGGUCGUACAGCUGGUCAGCAACUAAUCUAAGAGGACAGAGUGAAAACUUUCUGGAAAAAGUUUAUUGUUCUCAAUGGCUUGGUAAUAGAACUUUCAUGAAUACAGUUUUAACAAUACUCAUGCAGAGACCGUUGAUAAUCAGAGCAGGGCACAUGCCAGAUGUUUCUCUCAACAUGUUCGUAUUUGUAAUGAAAACUACUUCAUCAUAUUACUUGUUACUACAGACACUUGACUAG
Diachasma alloeum is the source of this 1161-nucleotide messenger RNA. RefSeq lists its product as uncharacterized. Gene Ontology annotation, cellular component: plasma membrane. Gene Ontology annotation, molecular function: odorant binding; olfactory receptor activity. Gene Ontology annotation, biological process: detection of chemical stimulus involved in sensory perception of smell; sensory perception of smell. NCBI's taxonomy places the organism in Eukaryota, Metazoa, Arthropoda, Insecta, Hymenoptera, Braconidae. The transcript has 5 exons. Bases 1 to 1161 code for a protein of 386 amino acids. The record is from RefSeq and is a predicted model, not a curated record.